AUGGCGCCAGCUCCUGUGCGACGGGGACCCGCCCCCCAGCAGAAGCUGCCAAAGCAGCGAUACUUCAAGGGCAAGCCUGGUGCGGAGGUCCGUUCGGACUCAGACGAUGAUGAGGAGGAGGACGUGAUCCUGCCGACGCGGUCCACAGCGCCGAAGCUCGACCCCAACUUCGUCGCUGGUGGUGCAGGCAAGAUCAUGAAGAUGGAGAGCUCGAUCAAGAUGGACCUCAGCAAAGCCAAGAUUGGCGACGGCGGCGUCAAGCACGAUCAAGCCGCCCAGGAAGCCGAGGAGGCAGCAAAACGCGCCGAAGAGGAGCGCGAGCAGCGCAAGCUGGACUCAAAGGAGCUUGCUGGCGAAACGAUCAAGCGCGAGCUUGCGGAAAAGGAGGUGUCGAAUGACCUGAUCCCCGACGUGGACGACACAGACGGUCUCGACCCGGAGGGCGAGUUCGAUGCGUGGCGUGCGCGUGAGCUGAAGCGUCUUCUCCGUGACAAGGAGAAGCAAGCGGAGCUCGACCGCGAGCGUGAAGAGAUCGAGCGUCGCCGUGCGAUGCCCGAGGACCAGCGUUUGGCGGAGGACAUGGCGUUCGCGGAAGAGACACGCGCGAGGGAGAAGGGCGAGAUGGGCUUCCUGCAGAAGUACUACCACAAGGGAGCCUUCCACCAGGACGGCGACGACGAGCUCUUCAACCGAGACUACACCGCCGCGACCGAGAAGGAUGUCGACAUGGCCGCGCUGCCGAAGGUUCUCCAGGUCCGCGACUUCGGCAAGGCGUCUCGUACCAAGUACACGCAUCUCACGGACCAGGACACGAGCCAGGGCGGAUGGGGAACGGCACACCAGCGCUUCGGUCUGCCCUCAGACUACCAGCAGCAACAGCAGGGAUGCUGGAACUGCGGUGGUAACCACAACCGCGCAGACUGCCCCAUGAACAGCGUUGAGGAGGGCGCACCGAAUCUCGUGGCUGGCUUUGACAUGAACCAGCUCGACCCUAAGAAUCGUAACAAGGGCAAGUCCUUUGGCCGCGAUCGGCCAGGCGGCAGCGGCAGUGGCAGAUCGUUCGGUACGUCUGCGAACAGCAGCGCACUGGGUGGAUCUUCGCGCUGGGGAGGCGGCGGUGACCGCGACCGUGAGCGCGACCGUGACGAUCGGGGUCGUGGUGACCGCGACCGGGACGACGAGAGGCGGCGGAGAGACGACGACUACAGGCGGAGCAGCAGGUACGACGAUGAGCGCGAGUCCAAGCGUUCGCGCUACGACGAUCGUGACCGUGACCGUGACUCGGACAGGAGACGACGACACAGCCGCAGUCCUCGCGGCGACCGGAGAGACCGGGAUCGUGACUAUGACCGAGACAGGAGGAGGGAUCGCAGCCGCAGCCAACACCGAUUCACGAUGCACGACUCAUCUUCGACUCUGUCCUUCGGCGUGUCGGCCGUGCAAUUCCCAUCCUCCAGAGAGACCUCCACCCUCGGUACAGCUCGGCGAUUCGCGGCCCGCUCGUCCGGCCCCAUGUCCCCACUCGCACCCCGCACGUCACCUCCACCUCGUGUGCUGCAUAUAACCUCUUUCCAAUCACAACAUCGGCAAACCCCACAGCCAAGCAACAUGUCGAACUUUCUGAGGAACGGACGCAAGAUCGUCGCCAUCGGACGUAACUACGUCGACCACGCCAAGGAGCUCGGCAACGCCGUGCCGAAGGAGCCCUUCUUCUUCCUGAAGCCGACCUCUUCCUACCUUUCCCCCGGAGGAAACAUUGAGAUCCCCAAGGGUGUUGUGGCCCACCACGAGGUUGAGCUUGGUGUUGUCAUCGGCAAGGAUGGCCGGGACAUCCCUGCCUCUAAGGCUUCGGAGUACAUCGCUGGCUACACCCUCGCCAUCGACAUGACGGGACGCAACAUGCAGGACGCGGCGAAGAAGAAGGGACUGCCCUGGGCCGCUGCCAAGGGACUGGACACCUUCUGCCCCGUUGGCAAGUUCGUCCCUGCCUCUGAGAUCCCCGACAACUCGAACGUCGGUCUCCAGCUCACGAUCAACGGUCAGGUGAAGCAGAAGGGCACGACGAAGGACAUGAUCUUCGACGUCUCGCACCUUGUCGAGUUCGUCUCUGGUAUCAUGGCCCUGCAGGAGGGUGACGUGCUGCUCACCGGUACCCCUGCUGGUGUCGGUCCUGUCAAUGCCGGCGACAAGGUUGAGGUCAAAAUGACCUACCCGGGACUGGACGGCAAGGUGCUCGACGAGUUCAGCGUUGGCGCUGUUGACCGCAAGGGCAACUACGAGUUCAAGGCUGCCCUCUAA
This is a messenger RNA of Trichosporon asahii var. asahii CBS 2479, 2298 nucleotides long. RefSeq lists its product as uncharacterized. Gene Ontology annotation, cellular component: mitochondrion. Gene Ontology annotation, molecular function: acetylpyruvate hydrolase activity. The transcript has 5 exons. Bases 1 to 2298 code for a protein of 765 amino acids. The record is from RefSeq and is a predicted model, not a curated record. Lineage: Eukaryota; Fungi; Basidiomycota; Tremellomycetes; Trichosporonales; Trichosporonaceae.